UCUCUAGCGCUUAGAACUCUGCGCCUGCCAUUCCUCAAGACGUCACUUCCGCCGCCGCGCUUCCGUUUUGGUCGCAUGUGUCAGGUAAACAUCCGGUCUGUGCUCGCUGUCAGUCUCCCCGGGGCCGAGCCGAGACGUGCCGCAUGGUAGCGCCCAAUGGUCCGGGCGAUGUUCCGGCUGGCCCGUGGUUGCUGCAGGGCGAGGAGGAAGAUGCUGACGAGCUUUUCAUCAUGUCUGCCUCCAUGGUGACGCCGCUGAUGACGUGCAGCUCGGUGGCGGUGGAGCAGAGCGUCCUGCAGACCUUCUUCAGCCACCUGGGCAACUUCUCCUCCGACAAGGCCAAGGACAGCGCGGAGAAGGAGAGAGAGGCCAACAAGAAUGCCGGGGCCUCCUGGUCCUCCAUGCUGGCAGCCCUGGCUCACCUGGCAGCGGCCGAGAAGGCUUAUCACAGCAUGAGCUUCCUGGGGCAGAAACCGGGUGGCCAAUCGUUCUUCAGCCGAAAAGAUUCCAUCAGAACCAAUUACACAUCACUGUAUAAUGAACUCAAGAAGGUUGCAACCACUGGUAGAAAUGCCAUUGGUGGCACUGCUCCACACUUGGAAGAACUGCUGUCCCACAUUUCAGAGCAGCUGUGUUACUUUGUUCAGGCUCGAAUGGAAAUUGCUGACUUUUAUGAGAAAAUGUAUACUCUGAGCAAUCAAAAGUUCAUCAAUGCAGAGGAGCUAGUCAAUAUUUUAGAAAUCAUUUUAAAAAAGUACGAAUCAAGGUUUCACCAUCCAAUAUUGUCCCCACUAGAAAGUGGGUUUCAGCUAGAAGUCGACGUUCUCUCACAUCUACUGAAAGCCCAGAGUCUGAUAUUUGAAUGGAAAUUUCUCUUAUCACUGGUAAAUUUGCACAAUGCACACACAAAGCUACAGACCUGGGUUCAAAUAUUUGAGAAGCAAAAGGAAACCAAGAAACAUCUAUUUGGAGGACAAUCCCAAAAAGCUGUACAGCCUCCACAUCUCUUCCUCUGGUUAAUGAAGUUUAAAAAUCACCUUGUAGCAAAGUUUAGCUUCUACUUCCAUGAAGCUCUUAGUAGGCAGACAUCUGAAAUGAAGACUCUAACAGCUAAAACUAACCCAGACUACUUUGGAAAAAUCUGUAGCUUUAUUAGAAGAUAUGACGCUGGUAAUGUAUCCUUAAUAUUUGACAACAGGGGUUCAGAUAGCUUUCAAGGUCACGGUUAUCACCAUCCAGAUUCAUACAGAGAAGCUCCCAAAGGGGUAGACCAGUACCCAGCAAUAGUAUCAUUACCCAAUGACAGACCUAUAAUGCACUGGCCGAAUGUCAUCAUGAUAAUGGCAGACAAGAGUCCUGACCUCAACACCUUGGAAAAAGUGGUCUACUUUUAUGAUGACAAAGUUCAAAGCACAUAUUUCUUGACACGUCCUGAGCCUAAUUUUACGAUCGUGGUGAUUUUUGAAUCCAAGAAGUCCGAAAGGGAUUCUCACUUCAUUUCUUUUCUCAAUGAAAUCUCACAUUCCCUGAAAAGCUCAAGGGUAUUUGCAAGCUUGAAGCCAGGGUCCAAGGGUUAAAUUAAAUCCUAAUUAUAGAUAGAAGAAAAGUAUAGAAUUGCCCCCAUAAAGGGAUGUUAUGUUAUAGAUUAAACACCUGCUAAUUACAUGAAUAUAACACGGAGAGUGAUCUCAGGGGCUGUGCUAGUUCUCAUUUUACUCAUUUUAUUGUAGUUUUUUUUCUACUCCUCCCCCUCCCCUCCCCCCCAUCAGGGCUCUCUACAUUUCUAAUUUCUCAGUAUUAGGCCACACUCUCGCUGUUCUAGCUGGGGAUAACAUGAAACUUCUGCCAAUCGGCUUUUUCACAUUUGUCCAUACAAUUUUACAGACUUUUCAGUGUCAAAAAUAUUAUUGCUGCAUUUCUGUGGUCUAAUAAAAUAGCUGCAAAGAUACUGACAUACAAAGCGUCAGCAGAUACUUGUAGCAAAUCCAGAUGCUCUCAUCCAAAUGAUUUAGAAUGGUGCUGAGAAUUGUAGUCAUGGUACUAAGUUACAGAGUGUUGAGUAGUGAUUUGAUUUGUGUUGAUACAUAUUGAAAAGUUAUGUACCAGCAUCUAUUAAACAAUAAAAAAAAAAACAACCUCUUUAAUAUAUAAAAAAAAAAACGGUUCCUUAAACCAAAAGCUUCUGUUCAGAAGGACAAUACCUGAGGUUUAAGAGAUUUAUGCAACUUUAUUGAAUGUUUAUACCGUGAACAAUAUCAAAGGUGACCUAAAAGAGGUGAAAUAGGGAUGUGGUUGUAGUUUUUUCUUUGAUCUCCUUUCCCCUUCCCCCCAUUAGAUCCUAUUUGUGUAUCUGUCAUUAUUAUAUUCCUGCUUCUGUUAAGGUCCACACAAACAGAAGAUUUUUUACAUGCAUAAGACUAGCAUAUUUAAAUAUUGGAUCCUGGAGAUUUUUGGAUAUGUGAUACAUGAAAUGACUGUUCAGUGCAGAAUCACACCUAAGGUUGGUGCUCCUUUCACAUCAGUCUGUUUGUAGCGGUGCAGAGUGUUUUAAUUUGUCACUUUAAAAGGAGUUAGUUUUCAAACACGUUGGAAAAUUAUAGCGUUACUGACUACCAUACAUUGUGAAGAAAUUUCAAUUCCUUUUAGUACUUUACAACUCCCAGUUUAGUGGCUAAUAAAUGAUGCUUAGAUAUCGAAUUUUUGUUGUGGGGAUCUAGUAAACAUAUAUAUAUUUUUUUUUUAGACUCUCACAUACACCUGCUACACUUACUUCUGACACAGUAAUCACCAAAUUCAGUGCAGUAACGUUUUUUUUUAUUUUUCGUGGAACUCAUCCUCUUGUUAAGAGUUUGUAGACCCGCUGCUAUAUCUGAGACUUUUUACCAGUUAAUUUUAUUUGUUGUAUUUCUUAAACCAUCUGUCUCUAUGGAUGUUGAUGUCCCACCUAAGUUCUAUUUAUAAUCCAUAUUUGAGAGUUUAAAAUUGCAAGUAUAUUUUUUACACGUUGACCUUCACAAGGUUUCUCUUCUUUUUAUCAGAAUACUGAACUUUAAAAUGUGUUUCUUAAGAUGAAUAUUUUCAAAUGGUUAAGAAUAUAUGACCGCAAUACCUUUAGAAUAAAAAUGUUUUUAUUUUGUUUUGGUUUAACACGGGUAUAAAUGUGGACUGCACUAAUGGGUGGGUGCUUAAGUCACUACAUAAGCUGCUAAAAUUAAAUUCAUAUUGCAAUUAU
Molecule: messenger RNA, 3232 nt
Organism: Pelobates fuscus (common spadefoot toad)
Lineage: Eukaryota; Metazoa; Chordata; Amphibia; Anura; Pelobatidae
Gene: KICS2
Product: KICSTOR subunit 2
Exons: 3
Coding region: 144-1577 (477 amino acids)
Biological process (GO): cellular response to glucose starvation; cellular response to amino acid starvation; protein localization to lysosome
Cellular component (GO): KICSTOR complex
Source: RefSeq, a predicted model, not a curated record